Symbiodinium sp. CCMP2592 is the source of this 1533-nucleotide messenger RNA. NCBI's taxonomy places the organism in Eukaryota, Dinophyceae, Suessiales, Symbiodiniaceae. The record is from the annotation of a GenBank genome assembly.
AUGACGGAGGACAUGAAUCCGGUGUCCUUGGACAUGCCGAUUUUCGGCGAUGCUGCAUGGGAGGAGAGGCAUGCGUCUUCGGCGGCCGGCAGCAGCUCAGCAUGCCCUGCACCGGCAGUGGCACCGACGCAGAUGGAUCCCACGCAGAUGGACAUGGACAGUUCACAGGAGACGAGCCUGAACCCGGAGCCACCAGCACUGGGAGGAGCUGUCUUCGAGACUCCACCCCGAAGUCGCCAGCUCUCGGUCGCUGAGAUGACCACUGAGGCGCAGGACACGAUCCCUGCUGUUUUCGAGACGCCACCCCGGACUCGCCAGCUCUCGCUGGAGGAGCUGCAAACCCCUGAGGGGAAAGUUCGUCUUCGCGAGACCCCGGAGUCGGGGGAUGCGAGGAGCAGCGAGAUCAGAGGAGUGCUGAGAGCCUUGGCCGUGACUUCGUCGCCGGCGGCUUCCCCUGUUGCGUGCACGGACCCAUACCUGCAUGCAGGUAUCACGGCUGAGGCUUCCGUGGACGACCAGUCGGCGGAGAUCCCUGUCGAACAGUUCCAGGACAAAGCCAUCCACACUCUGUCUGAGCUACCGGAUGAAACAGGCCACCUCCUAGCUCUGGUCUACCAGCUGUGCCUAUGCGAGACUGAACAGAAGGGCGUGCUGCUGAAGAAAGGCGUGCUGUCAUCCAUAGUGGAGAACAUCAUCCUUGGCUACAAGAACCACUUCGAUCGUGCCCGGCUGGACAACAACAGGCUCAAGUUGAAUGAGUGGAUGCGGAAACGGUGGCCUGUUUCAUCCGGUAGCUCAGACAGAGUGUGGAUGGCUUUGUGGAGCAUCCUUCUUUUUUGCACUCCUCCUGCAGAUCUCGAGACGUGGGCCACCCGCUUCCAGCAGCUGUCCCGCACCGACCGUGCUGCGAAGAUCUGGGACUCCUUGAACCACCACAUCUGUGAGCUUCUGGGAAGCAACCGUUUCUGCAGCCUCAGCAACAAGUUGGACGAGGCAGCACAAAGCCUCGUGGCCUGGGCGAACGCAACGGAUUCGCCGGGCCUUGGAUUCGUGCAUGUCCUGAUCUUUGACCGCUACAUCAAGGUGGGCAAAACAAGCGUCCUUCUCCAAAGCAAAAGCGGGCAACGUGAGCCCAAUCUGAUUCCUAGACUCCGGAACUACAUGAUCCAUGCGCGCCUCCAGAACGCCACUCUCGUGUAUGCUCCCAUUGUCCUGGUGGCGACGAGUCCUUACAAAUCGGAUCUGGUGGAGAGCUUUAUCAUGCUUUAUCCACCUGAGACUUACUCGGUCGAGGCCUUGCAUAUUGUGAUGAACAGUGUCAAGUUCGCAGCAACACGGACAGUGCAGCAGCUUCUGUCCGGCAAGAACAGCUUGGUUCAAUUGCGCUACCUGCAAAGCCGCGGCCGGCCGAUCGCGAAAGAGGAGCUCAAUGACAGCCUGAGGAUUCUCUUCUUUUUCGUCUACAACGCCGAGCCCGACAAGCAGAUCCACCUCUACCUCCACCAGUGCCUAGACGUGGUUCGUGUUUAUUAG